AUGGGCGCUUUGCUUCUACCUGGUGUUGUAUUCAUCCCCUCUGAUCUGGUUCUUGUUGGCUAUUACCUUGCCAACAAAAACAAUGAAGAGCUACAUGAUUUCAAUGGCUCAUACAUCAUCAAAGAAAUGAACUUGUAUGAGUUUGACCCCUUUGAAUUACCUCAUGCAUCAUCCUUUCAAUUCAACAAUCGGAGGCACUGGUACUAUUUUAUUUCAAAAAUUGACGAAGAGAGGAGGCAUUGGAAGAAGAAGAAGGGAAAUGUUUGUGAAAUUACUAAUGGUGGUAACACACUUUUGGGAAUGAAAGCUCUCUUUGUUUUUUAUCUCGGAAAAUCCCCUAAUGAUGCUGAAAGAACUAACUGGACUAUGUAUGAGUAUACCUUGGCGGAUAAACCUCAUGCUCCUUUUGUUGUUUGUCGUAUUUUUGAAUGCCCUCCAGAGAUUGAUGUGGAUUAUGAGUUCGGGCCUAUAUCUGAUGUUGAUGAAACUGAUAUUGAUGAGGCUGAUAUCGAUGAAAGUGAUGUUCUAGAAAUUCCUUUCGCCGGAGAAGAAGAACAAACCGCCGCUGGCGGUGGUCUGAAUGUAGCAGUGAUCAGUCAAGGACAUGCGUGGCUCAAUCGCGAUGCUCCAUUGGACGGUCAAAGACUCAACCGUCUCUCUCUCACGCUCAUUGGCUAG
Vicia villosa (hairy vetch) is the source of this 678-nucleotide messenger RNA. Its product is annotated as NAC domain-containing protein 40-like. Bases 1 to 678 code for a protein of 225 amino acids. The record is from RefSeq and is a predicted model, not a curated record. The transcript has 3 exons. NCBI's taxonomy places the organism in Eukaryota, Viridiplantae, Streptophyta, Magnoliopsida, Fabales, Fabaceae. Gene Ontology annotation, molecular function: DNA binding. Gene Ontology annotation, biological process: regulation of DNA-templated transcription.